GUGGAGAGUCUCUUAUACAGGCUACAGAGGGAGAAGAGGAGUGAUGUAGAGAGAGUAUAGAGUCACGGAGCUCAACUCCAGCUCCACUCAGAUCGAACCACGCCCUGGGGGACAGGGGACUGUUGACCCCCCAAGUGUCCAAACCCCUGUGAUGGAAGGGACAAUGAACUGCGAAGAUGCGUUUUAGUUGGGUUACAUGUUGACAAUAUGAAGUUCGGGAAGAGGAUCUGCGUACUCAACGUGGGGGGAACCCGGUACGCCUUCACCCGUGAGGUUAUCAAGGACUUCCCUCUCCGACGCGUCAGCCGCUUGCAUGCAUGCGUAACCGAGAAAGAGGUUCUUGAACUGUGCGAUGACUACGACAGGGACCGGAACGAGUUUUUCUUUGACCGCCACGCGCAGGCUUUUGUAUUCAUCAUGCUCUACGUGCGUUCUGGUAAACUCCGCUUUGUCCCCGGAGUGUGUGAGCUGUCCUUCUACACAGAGAUGCUCUACUGGGGACUGGAGAGCGCGCACCUGGACUCCUGCUGCCAGAAACGCCUGGACGACAGGAUGUCCGAGAUCGGACUGGACACUCUGUCCGAAGUAGAUCUCGGAGUGUCGGGGGAUGAGUCCCAGAGCUCGGGCGAGCCGAUGCGACGGACUGCCCUCACUGGUCGCGCUAAAUGGCUCGAGAAGAUGCGCAAGACAUUCGAAGAGCCCAACUCUUCGCUUUUGGCGCAGCUCUUGGCUUCAGUGUCUGUGAUCUUUGUGCUCGUUUCUAUGAUCAUGCUGUGUGCUAGCACACUGCCGGACUGGGACACAGCCAAGAGAAAUACAGUAGAGGAGCACAGGAUAGUGGAGGCAGUGUGUAUUGGCUGGUUCACGGCAGAGUGCAUAAUGCGCUUUCUGGUGGCUAGAAGCAAGUGGGACUUCCUCCGCCGGCCGCUGAACAUCAUCGACGUGAUUGCCAUCACCCCCUACUAUGUCACAAUGGUUUUGGCCCGGGCAGGGAUGCCAGGUGCUGGGCUUGGGGUUGCUGGGGUGAUUCUGCGUGUGCUGAGGAUGAUGCGAGUGUUCUGGCUAAUGAAGCUGGCCAGACACUUUCUGGGCCUGCAGACACUAGGACUGACGCUCACGCGGUGCUACCGGGAGAUGGUCAUGCUGAUGGUGUUUGUCUUCGUCGCCAUGGCAAUAUACAGCGCUUUAGCCCAGCUGCUGGAGUACGGCUUGGACUUGGGGACCCGGAACCCGGAUUACGCCAGCAUCCCAGCAGCCGCCUGGUGGGUCAUCAUUUCCAUGACAACAGUGGGGUACGGGGAUGUUUACCCUGUGACAGUUGGGGGACGGGUGCUUGGGGGAAUGUGUGUAGUAAGCGGCAUUGUUCUUUUGGCACUGCCCAUCACAUUCAUCUACCACAGUUUCGUGCAGUGCUACCAAGAACUUAAAAUCCGCUCGGCCAGGUACGCGCGCAGCCUGUCAGUGGAGUUGCUGCAAUGAUUGUGCAUUUAUACCAAAACACCUUGGCCCUGCUUACAUCAGAGAGAAACUCAACAAACCAGUAGACCUGCUGAUCCCAUUGUGAAAUAGUAAUCAAUUUUCUGCCCUGCACUGUUUCCUGCACUGUUUUUUUAUUUGGCCUGUCUAGUUCCAGCCUGUUGGGCUGAUGAUCUCCAAUUAUCGUCUUCAACCAGCAUGCUCUGCGCCCAUCUCCUUAACAACAUCACUUGGACAGAAGAAUAGGAAUACACAAAUAAUUAUUUAUUAAACACACACAGGCACAGUCAAUCCAGUUUGACAGCGGCUGCUGUUUACACUGUAUUUCCAUGGUUACAACAUUGGCAGAGAUGGCUGCAUCCAGUGUGUGUGUGUGUGUUUGUUUACCAGCCUUUCACUUUGUCUUAUAGCACCCAGAUGGUACACGUUACACAAGAUUGAUGUGUGACCUAGAUGCAUUCUGUUAAACCUGUAAAAUAUAGACAUGAAGUGAACAAGUGAGUGUAAAGGGCUUAGUUGUGAAGAAGCUGCCAGUGAUAAUGGAAUAUGGAGACGAGACUACAAGGUGUGAGACAAAAGACGGGUUGGAUAAAAGGUUCUGGGACAACAAUGACAGAGAUGAAAAACUGUGGAACAACCCUGAGCACCAACGAUUAGAACAGAAUGAGAAUGCGGUGCUACCCCAUUUGUGAGUGAAUGUAAGAAUUUUUAUUUCUGUGUCUCCAAGGCAACCUCCAAUCUCCAAAAUGCCAAUCAUAAUGGUGGUGGAUCUUGUGUGCACACAAAUGGGCCACAUCCACGCACACAACUCCUUGCUGCUACGCAGCAUUUUUGCGAUAAUUGGGAAAAUUGCAUCACAGAAUUAAUUGAAAUAAAAAUGUAAUUAAAAAAUAAAAUAAUCAUGAUGGCUCCGACAGUCAUUAUUCAGACAUGUUUCUACUGUCUAUGGUUUGCCAAGAUAACAUGAUUUGUUGAUCCAAACAAACAAGUCAACACCUCUCCCACACAACAGUCUUUCUCUGCAUCUCCUCUCCUCUUCCUCCUGUUGCCAUCUUUUUACACACACACACUCACACACACACACCAAGUCCAUGCUCUUUUGUUGCACAAAUUUAACAAUUAAUGAGUCCUUUAAUUAUCUGUCGGUCCUUCAAUCUAAAGAUUACACCGUUUAUUUCCUCAAAGACUUUGCAGCCUUGUAUGAGUUUAGUAUGGUAGACAGUACAUAUCUCACUGUUGUUGUUGUACUGUUAUCAGUGUAUUUUGUCAAGUUGUCACUAAAAUGAGAGGUAUUUCAUAUUUUACCCCCUUUCCUUCAACACAUAAUUUUCAAGAUCAUGUGGCAUAGCUUGUACUGACUUUUGGCCAGGCGUGAUUGAAACCAUCAAUCAAAACUUUUUCUUCUGUAGACCACAGACUUGUAAAUAAUGUGAUUAAUGUUUGAGCUCUACAAUAAAACUUCU
Molecule: messenger RNA, 2939 nt
Organism: Etheostoma cragini (Arkansas darter)
Lineage: Eukaryota; Metazoa; Chordata; Actinopteri; Perciformes; Percidae
Gene: kcng3
Product: potassium voltage-gated channel, subfamily G, member 3
Exons: 2
Coding region: 208-1479 (423 amino acids)
Biological process (GO): potassium ion transmembrane transport; protein homooligomerization
Cellular component (GO): membrane; voltage-gated potassium channel complex
Molecular function (GO): delayed rectifier potassium channel activity; protein binding
Source: RefSeq, a predicted model, not a curated record